AUGGUCACUGUGUUGUGGGGCUCUCAGCAUUCUAUCAUCAAGUAUACCUUGCAGCAGGGUGCCAAUGAUAGCCUCCAAGCAGCAUGCCUGAACCUCGUCCGCUUUGGCUUGGCUGGGCUUUGCUUUUCGCCUUGGCUGCCCGUCGUCCAGCCUGAGCGUCAGGGCGUACGGGCCCGGCUUGAGUGGCGAGCUGGGGCAGAGUUGGGCUUUUGGCUUUUUCUGGGCUUUUGUUUGCAAGCUGCUGGUCUUUUAUAUACCACAGCUCAGCGUAGCGGACUUUUGCUUUACCUGAACGUGAAGCUAGUUCCUUUCUUUGCUUGGUCCAUUUUCGGGCGAGCUGUUCCACUGUCCGCCUGGCUUUCCGCGCUGGCAGCUUUCCUGGGAACCUUGUUGGUGGCUAUGGAUGACGCCGCAGGAGUGGAUCCAAAUAUCGGGGACCUGCUCAGCUUGCUUGCAGCUGCAGCUUCCGCGAUGUUCAUCCUGCGCCUGGAAACAUUUGCCCCCGUGACGGACGACAAGGCCAUCAACGCUGUAAGCACCCUCUCCGUAGCAUUGCUUUGCAUACCAUGGGCGCUGCUGGUAGCGUGUGCGAACGCGCCCGUGGAGGUGCUGAACGGCCCCGUGGAAGACUUGGCGGCCUCAUCCUUGGCAAGCGUGGCAGCACGCUGUGUGGAAUUGGUUCGCGACCAGCCGCUCUGCGUGCUCUACCUCGGCGUGCUAACCACCGCUUUCACAAACUGGUUGCAGACCAUUGGUCAGCAAAGUGUGCCAGCCACCACCGCCUCCGCCAUUUACGCUCUUGAUCCGCUUUGGGGCGCCUUCUUCGCAUACCUCUUCCUCGGCGAAGCUCUUGGGGCACAGGCCAAUCUCUUGGGGCUCUACAACUCCAAGACGAGAGGGCGCAAGGCUGGAUGCAUCAGCUGCUUCUGUCCAUACGGUGAGCAUGGCGUUCGCUUGGGUGAUGGCUUGGGCAAUACCACGAUAGACAUGCUCAGCACGAACCUGCCGCAGGUCGUUGCCGUGGCUGUCAACAGCCCUAGUCGUGCUGACAGACGGCGAGCGAGAGAAGCCGCGGAGCUCGAGCUCGAAGAUGAAGGAGUCAGUGAGCUGGAUGAUGAGCAGGAAUACCCCUUGGUAGCUGCAGCAGGACAUUCAGCAAACAGCCCAUCCACACAGGCCUUCCUCUCUUUGGACGAAAAAGAUGGCCGAUUUUGUGGCAAAGAGGGAGACCUUUGCAAGUGCUUCGGCAAAGUGCGCUACGGCCGCCUUUUUUCCUGGUCCGGUGACCUUGUGGUCGACGGCAGCGUAAACUGUUCCGCCGCGCUUUUCGGCGAUCCGAUGCCGAUGGACCUCAAGAUUUGCAAAUGCUAUCCAACCAUGUGCACCACACAAAUGGGCAUUUGCACUCCAGAGCCCUGUAUGUGCCCGACGUCCCGGGACCCUGACUUUGAAUGGGGCAAGAAGACGCUCAUGACAGGCGACGGCACAAAAUGUUGGGCCUGCGAGAAGAAGCGUGCCAGCACCGGAGUCGCAGAGUCUGGCAACUCCACGUACUGCCCCACACAGAUUGGUCGGUGCUCUUUGAAGAGGUCAUGCAAGUGCGAGGACCCUGCCGACAUUAAACGCGUCAUGCGGACGAAAAACGGGGAGAAGUGCUGGACUUGUGCUCCGGUGGGCGAGGGCAGGGCGAUGGGCAUGGACAGCGGUCAGCGGGCAAUGUUCUGGAUGCUGCCGCUGCUGUGGUCAUUUAUGGAUUGGCCAAACUCGUUCUGGCAGGUUUGCAACGGCGAUAGGGCUUUGACGAUCUUCUCAGCCCUAUGCAUCGUCGGGUAUCUUCUGCAGGUGUUUGCUCCUUUUCUGCGACUGGACCGAUUCUUCUCCUUCUAUGCUCCGUGCAUGAAGAAGGGGGAGUUCUGGCGCUUCUUCACCUAUUUCAUGCUUCACAGUGACUUGCAGCACCUGUGCGUGAACUUGUUCCACCUGAUGGACGCUCUGGACCUCGAAGGGGUUCCGCCGGAACUGGAAGUUAGCCCUGGAGUGCCACUGAAGUGCACCCGCGAUGGACCGAUUGCCUCCAUUUGCUACCCCGAUGUUGGGAUUGGCUGGAACAAUGUGGUAGGCAUCAUGGCCACAGUGCUUGCUUUUGGCGCCUUGAUAGGUACCAUGAAGAAUUUCGGGGCCUUGGUCCAGGGCGCCAGUUCAGUUUGCUUUGGCGUAGACGGUGCGCUGAUUGCACUAUAUGGCGUCUUCCUGGGCGCAGGGCUGGAUCAACAGCUGAGGAUCCCGGAGUUUGGUGCAUUUUUCUGGAUGCGCAUCGGGAUCAUUGCAUUUCACAUCAUCAUCGACAUUGUGCAGAGCGUUUGCGGAUCUGGAAAGGAUACGGUGGGCACCGUUGCCCACAUGGCAUCUCUUGUUGCAGGCUUCUGCUACGUCAUCUUGUUCCUUCCGCCAAUGGGUGAUGGAAGUUAUUUCGGAAGCGAUAGACCCUAUAUCGUCAACUGCGGGAUGACAAGUCCAAAGUAUGUGAGCUUGGAUGAAGCGACCACGCAGUGCUUAGCUUUCUUCAGAAGGAGCAAUGGAAUUGAAAUCGGCACCGCGCAAACAAUUGCAGGCGCAGUGCUGAUCACUGGUGUUGUGGUUGCUAUUGUCAACGCAAUCCACAAGCGUGACAUCACAGAUGAUGGAAUUGCUGUGUUCUCGUGCGGUGACUCGCAGCCGUCUGAGAAGCAACCUGCUCGUGAUGAUAAGACGUUGGAGUUGGACAGCGAAAUCACGGGCAGAGAGAAGGUUCUCAGCGAGGUCAAGGAUACAGUGUCGUUCCUGCAGCGGUUCCACACAAACCUGUCCAAAGUGGUACUGCGACCUCAGGCGCAGGCAACCUGA
Messenger RNA from Symbiodinium pilosum, 2883 nucleotides. The record is from the annotation of a GenBank genome assembly. Lineage: Eukaryota; Dinophyceae; Suessiales; Symbiodiniaceae.